GGACAGUGGAGGGACGGUCUGCUCAUGGCACUCAACUUGCAGCUGGAGGAGAGCUGCAGAGAGGGGAAACAACUGAACAGCGGGGAAUGAGAUUAAUGCACAGGUAAAAAUUGGUCGACCACAGUUGGAUGCACGAGUCACGAAUUGAAUUGUCUGAACUUGUAGAUUAGAUUAUUGUUACCAGGUGGGAAUAGAUCUGCAGUGGAGGGAAAGCAAGACAAGAUGUGCUACGUCCGUGGCGCCACUGGUGCGCUAUCUGGGGACAGAGUGAGCGACGGCUACGCGCGGACACCCCGCUUUUAGAUGGCUCCAACAUUUGGGGUGCAAAACAGGUGUCAGGGAAGUGUCGUCACGAACCCCGGAAGCCGGAGGAGGUGGGAACAACAGAGGGAAAGAUGGCAGCGAAAUCCGAUGGUCGCGGGGUCGUCACCGGUUUCGCCCAGCUGCACAACCUGGACGAGGUGGUGGGGACGGGAGAGGACGACACUCGGAACGGCAGUUCAUUCCACAUCUGUCAUUGCUGCAACACCUCGUCGUGCUACUGGGGCUGCCGGAGCGCCUGCCUGCAUUACCUCCGGGGGAAGGGGAAGGGAAAGGGGAGAGAUGCGGCGCGGCCACCGCAGGAGGAGCGCCUCUGGCUGGACUGCCUGUGGAUCAUCCUGGCGCUGCUGGUCUUUUUCUGGGACGUGGGGACCGAUUUAUGGCUGGCCAUCGACUAUUACCACAAGCAGGACUUCCUGUGGUCAGGCCUGACCCUGUUCUUCGUGUUGGUGCCCUCGGUUCUGGUCCAGAUCCUGAGCUUCAGGUGGUUUGUGCAGGAUUACACUGGGGGCGGACUGGGCUCCGUGGAGGGGCUGAGUAGUCGAAGAGCAGCCAGUCUGCAAAGAGACAGGUGCUGCCGCCUCUCUGUCUGGGUCUGGCAGACCGUCAUACACAUCUUUCAGAUGGGACAAGUGUGGAGGUACAUCCGCACCAUGUACCUCGGUAUACAAAGUCACCGGCAGAAGGAGAACCAGCGGCGUUUUUACUGGGCUAUGAUGUACGAGUAUGCCGAUGUCAACAUGCUGCGACUGCUAGAGACCUUCUUAGAAAGCGCCCCUCAGCUGGUGCUGCAGCUCUGCAUCAUGAUCCAGAGCAACAAGGCUGAGUGGCUGCAGUGUGUUUCUGCCAUGUCCUCCCUCCUGUCCCUGGCCUGGGUGCUAGCUUCUUACCACAAACUCCUCCGUGAUUCACGUGACGACAAGAAGAGCAUGAGUUACCGAGGUGCCCUGGUGCAUCUGUUCUGGCGCCUCUUUACCAUCUCCUCACGGGUGCUCUCCCUUGCCCUAUUUGCCUCUGUUUUCCACAUCUACUUUGGCAUUUUUGUGGUGCUCCACUGGUGUGCCAUGGCUUUCUGGGUCAUCCAUGGUGGCACCGACUUCUGCAUGUCCAAGUGGGAGGAGGUACUGUUCAACAUGGUGGUGGGCGUGGUCUAUGUCUUCUGUUGGUUCAAUGUACGUGAGGGCCGGACGCGGUACAGAAUGGUGGCCUAUUACACAGUAGUACUGUUAGAGAAUGCCAUCCUCAGCUCCCUUUGGUAUGCGUACCGCGACCCAGCCACCACUGACGCCUAUGCCUCUUUUGCCCUCUGUGGCGUCUUCCUGUGCUUUGCCUCAGGUGUGGCCUGUAUGGUUCUCUAUUACGGUGUUCUACACCCCAUGGGCCCUCGGCUGAGGGUGCUAGCCAGCUCCUGCUGUGCUGAGCUGCUGUGGGGCCUUCCAUUACCCCCCGAGGCCGAGCCCAUGGCACCCACUCCAGGCCCCCGUGGCUCUCAGGCCACCCCCACACGGGGUCUGGCAGGGGAACAUGAGGAGUCCGAUGAAACAGCCACGGACACCUGCCUUCCGGUUUUCCAGGUGAGGUCCACAGAGCCUGUGGAUGCAGCUGGCAGGCCUAUCCGGCCUGAGGGUCCUCUCAUCAAGAUAGACAUGCCCAGAAAACGCUACCCAGCCUGGGAUGCACACUUUGUGGAUCGGCGCCUGCGCAGGACCAUAAAUGUGCUGCAGUACAUUAGCCCUAAUGCGGUGGGCAUCAGGUAUAGGGAUGGCCCGCUUCUUUAUGAACUCCUGCAGUACGAAUCCUCCCUCUGAAGGCAUCACCCACAGCUCUGUCACCUCCUCUUACACACAACGAUGCACAUGCGUUUCCUUUCUUUCAUUCUGCUCUUCCUCUUCUCCAGAUAUUAUCUCUUUCCAUUUGACUCAGCUCUCUUCUCUUCUGUCCUCUAUGAUCAUUCAAUUUUUCUGCAGGAGAUGUGUGUUUUGUCAACUGAAAAUCUGUCAAGACAGUCUAAACAAUACAGUCCCGAGAGAAAAUUAUGAACCUACAAUAUCUUAUGUGAUACAUACAGAAGUCUCAUAUAAUUCCCUCUACAUUGAUAGAGGAGGGUUCUGUAUGAGUGUGUAGAUAACAUAUGAAUGUUUCAUUAUGAAAUGUGUUUAAUGCAUUAUACUGUAUUGGUGAUUCAACCUGUGAAUAAUUGUGAAGGGCAUAUUGUACGUCCCUGUGACAUGGGACUGGCGCAAAGCCUGAUGGGAAUGAUGGAGGAGAGUCUCCGAGGGGCCAGGUCUUUGCACAUCCCAACAUUUACUGCCAUUCUUUAUGUAAAUUAUUGAAAUGUAUGAUAAUGUUUACCAUGUCCUUAGCCCUUAAAUUAAAAAGCACUGAAAUUUCUAUCAUGAUACUAUUACAGAAAGGACACAAUCAAAGAUGUGUCUAAGAGAAGCAAUUCAAAAUGGAUUCUCCCUUCUGUGAGCUUACGUGGCUCAAGUAUUUCCUGGCUGUACUAUUUUUGUUCAAAAUCCUAAAUCGUAAUCGCAUCAUGUAUGGAAGAAAAAAGAAGCACACUGACCUUCAAUCAGUUCCACCCACAUAUUCAAUUUUUACAGUGCAGACUGCCCUCCAGUGGAGGCAAGCUGUAACAGCACGCCUUACUUGGUCAUUUCUGCUCAUAGUUGUGAAAGCACAAAAUAUUAAGAUAAGCACCUGAGGUGAAAAAACACAAUGGAAGGAAUGUAGAAUGUAGUUGAAAUGAGCACAACAUUUUCUAAAUUGGUGGGUAGAAAAUCAUAGUAAGAAACAUUCCAAAGACUUUUUUUUUAAAAGAUUGUAUGUGUUUAGCAAAGGGUAGAAGGGUACAACUGUGUGUUAAAACGCACUUUUUUUAAAAGUGCAAAGACAGCCUUCAAAGAAUCCUCCACCAUUCCCUUCUGAAUCCUAGAAAGUACUCCCUUAUCCAACCUCCUUAUUUUGUUUUCUUAUCAACAAAUGUUUUAGGUUUAUUAAUAUAUGCGUAUUGGGUGCAAAGACUUGUUAUAAGUUCUUGAAAAAAAUAUGACAAAUCUGGGAAGAUAUUUCUAUGCUAUUAUACUUCAGUGCGUAUUUGUGUCCACAUUUAUAGUAAUUGACAUAACUAUAUUUUGCCAGAACACACACUUUUUUACAUAACAAAAAAUGUUGUGCAGUGCAGUGUUAAAAGGUAUACUCCUCAACAUCAGUGUGCCCUCAAAGAGGUUAUACUCUUACAUGGGUGUACAGGGCAACUGUUCCGGCACCUGCUAGCGCAGUUGAAACAAAGCCAAAUCGCAUCUUACAGUACUGUCUUUCCAACUUAUCUGCCCCCUUGAACCAGUAGAAUGAGUCCUUCCAAAAUGUGUGCAAUUAUACACUGAAAUACAUCUCCCAGCUGAACCUGCGGGAGCUCUCCACUACAGAUACAGACCACUGUAUUCACUCAUGACAAAAAUAAAAUAAAAUAAAAAAAACAUGCCUUCUAUGUCAAAGGAGCUUGACUAAAAUUUCCAGCGAGGGCUACUGAACAAUUCAUGAGAAAAAUGAAUGCAUUUCAUACUCCAAUUUUAUCUAUUUACUCAAAUGAUUCAUCUGAAUAUAUAAUGUGUGUUUUUUACAUUGCAGUGUUUGGCAUGACUUUAGUAUGAGGCAUUAGUACAAAUGCACCCAACAAGGGAUGGCCAAGAGCCCUACACAAAACAGAGAUUCCUUUCUCCUGGCUUACUGGCUUUCUGCUUAGCUGUGGCCACACGUGCCUGCUAACAUCGUACUGUAAAAGGCCGAUGCCAUGUAAGUCCAGGCCAAAGGUGGUGAGAGGGGUUUUUUGCCAGGGUUGGAAAAGAACAUGAGAACAGAUCAUGAUAAAGGGCCUGACUGGAGUAUGGAGGAUGAUUCCUUGUAUGCCUGUGUGAGAAAGAUAAGUGUUUACCUUUCAGCAUGUACUGUACAACCUACAGUAUGCAUUAGGGGAUGUAAGUAUGCUUGCGUGUGUACGCAGGCUUGUCUGUGUGUCUCCUCAGCCCUUUUCCACAGUUCUGUUCUCUCUCGCCGAUUGUUCGGCUCCAUCCUUGGUUGCUGCUCCGCCCUCUUCCCCAUCUCUGCGGUGCUGGGCCUUGGUACCCUCCAGUGAAACACUCUCACACUCUCUGGUAACUGAACAAUGGGGUUGAGGCUGAACAACUGGAGAUCCUGACAUGAGAACAUGCAAUGAGGUGCACUGCCAUAACCAAGAGCUUCAACAUCCAGGGUCCGCCACCCUUCAGCUUAAAAGCGAUGUUCAGCCCUGAGUAAUUGAGAACUGUUGGGUCAGCUAGGUUGGAGCAAACAUCCAACACACCAUAUGUAUAGAUAUACAUGAGUAUGCAAACAACCAACUUGUUCAUUGUUUACCAUAGUAGCCAGAGUAGUUCCUCUCUGUUGUAGUGAAUGAACAGCCAUGUUAAUAGUUAGUCAAUGAAUGAAUAAUAAAUUGUAAGUAUUGUUAAACUAAAAAAAAAAACUUAAAAAAAACAAGCAAAACAGCCAAUGCAGGGGUUCCUCAGGACCAACAAACAAGACCACUGAACCAGCUGACUCAGGGGUGUCUCAAUGCAGUUCUCAUCCCCAGGCAUGUCCUCAAGGGUCUCCAUUUUUUCCUUAACAUGUUGCAUCCUGGACCACUCCUCGGCUGGGAUUGUAUCACUAAAUUACAGUUUGCACAUUUUGUUUUCUUGGUAAUGAUUACCCAUUCUUAUUAUUAGGGGGAGGGGCAUUUUUUUGUGGUAGUUGGCUGCCUGGCGUAUCCUUUCUAAACACUGCUGACCUUUUCCAAACGUGGACACAUGUCCAAAUCAGGUGCAAAUACACUGUGAUUCAUUCAUUUUUGUGUGUGUGUGUGUGGGAGACGACGGUGUUAUAUAGCAUUAUAGACAAGAUUAUGUACAACUGGGCUGCAUUUCAUCUAGUGGUGCUUCAUGUUGUAAAACGCAGAGUAUUUAUGCUUGCUUAACUGUGUCAUUAGGAUAGUAGUAAUGACAGUUAAUUAAACUAAUUGGUUUUAAUUAAGUCUACAAAGAGUCUAUAUGUAGAAAUCUGGAUUUUUAUAACAUGCAGUAUAUUUUAAGUAUUUCUACAGAACAAUCACCAUUUUGCCACAUUCUAUAUUUAGUGAAAAUGAUUAGCUAUAGAAGCUGGUUAAUAAGUGGGUUUUAGUUUUUAUAUUUUUUCUUGUUUUCUUUAAAUUAUAAACGGGUUUCAAGAGCUAAGCUACACAAGAGUGCAAGUGGAAGCCGUUUCUAUACUGUACAGUGUAGUAUUCAGGCUGCCAUACUUUAUACCAUAAACAAGGUCACAAAGAAAUCCCCUACAGAGAAUUGUUUCUGUCAGGUUACCUGCCCAACUCCACAUCCCUCGACAGCCACAACACACAGCAAGAGCGUUUGAACAGCAAGCUUGUUCUUCUCAGUCCUUGUUGUGCCUUGUUACUUUGGGUGCUUCAAUCCAGCCAUGGCAGCCAGGUCCGCAAACAACAAUGCCAAUGUCUUUCUUUACUUGUUUCAUGUGCCAGCACACUCACCAAGAUGAUGACAACACCAAACAAUAUUCUCCCUGUCUGUCUGCCCAAAACCAGAUCAAGCCAAGUUCUCAGUUCUGUCAGCUCACACCUCAAUCUCCAACGCUACUUAGUCUUACAGUUUCAUUCACGUUGUCAUCUACAGGACUGUACUGUUUCCUAGUUACAGUGUUAUAACUAAACUUCAGUGUGUGACAGAACCAAGUGGUGGGUACUGUGUGAAACCCAGGUAUUGGUUCUGUUUAAGACAUAGGAGAAAAAGAAAGGCAAUACUGAACAUCUUCCGUACUUGAACAUAGGGUUCCUCAUCUUUAUUCCGUUUGAAUAAGCUGAAUCACAACAGCCCCAGUAGAUUCAGCGAGUUACAAUUAGCCAUUUGGACUGAGCUUAGUUUUGGACUGUUAGAUGGAUAGUCUUAACAGAUGCCAGCCACGAUACUGAACGAUGUGGUCAAUGAUUGUUUAGUACUUUUGUCUAUGCCUUUACAUCUUCUGUCUUGCAAUGAUGAAUGAUUUGUAGUGCCAAGACGUAAACUUUCUGUGUCGUUUGUCUCGUGUGAACAAUACAUCCUCUAGCCAAAACAAUAAUGCCUGCAGUUGGAAUAAAACAUGGAAGAAGUCAAUGAUGACAAAAUGCGCAAAUAAAUCACUUAUGUUGCAUUUUCUUACAAUGGAAUGAUGAAACAGGCCCGAUCACUGAUUCACUUUUGAAUAACCUCAUUUCCCGGUUUUCCCACCACCUCCCAGCAUGCCUUUAGAACUCAUUGUGAGGUGACCCGCAACAUUUAGCAUGUAUGUGCCCUCGACUGCACAACAAACCCUCUGAUUUCUGCAUUAAUGUGUAGCAGCAGGUCAUUGUAGUGUUUGACUUGGUUUAAGUAUGUACCUUUGUGUCAUGACCAUCUGUUAGACCAUUGGAGCAGUAUGUUCAGAUGAUAAAACGGUGCAUUUUCUUCUUUUACUUUUGAUCCUUCUUUAAUUUUUGUUAAUAACCUGGUGCUGAAUAAAUACAUUUAAAAGGUGCUACCACUGUGGACUCCAGAGUCCACUUUUUGACUUUCUGAGAGCAUAGCCUUCCGGUUGACUGAGAGGGCCUGCGCCCCAUAAACUUGCAGUCUCAAAAUGCUCGAGAGCUAGCACCUCAAAUCCAAACAGUUUACAGCAGAACUCAACUCUCAAUGGUGCCAUUUUAAUUUUCCGAUCUGCACAAAAAACCAACAGUUACUCUACUUAUACAAUGUUUAUUAUACUGGUUUCAGCAUACAGUAUGUUUUUGUUUUACUAUGAUUCAAUCUGCACUAGGAUUUUUUUUUCUCUUUCUUUUCUCUGAGAGAAUGAAACUGGUAGAUGACAAAAUGCAUCUUUUUGGCAAACGCACAGGAGCACAACUGUACUUCUGCUACUGGAAUUUGGGUAAAAAAAAAAAUAGAAUGUGAUUGCUGUGUUGUAAAUUCCUGUCAUCUAUAUGUCCUUAAUCUGUGUGUAUCUAUUUUUGUUGUUAUUGUAGAAUUGGCUGUAAUAUUUUGUUUAAAAAUGGAUUUGAUAUUCCAAUGAAGCGACUAUGGUUGUCAUAUUAAUUGCUGCUGAUUUUUGAAAUUGUUAUCAAAGGUGUUGGGAAAUAUUGCUUUGUUUAUAUUCAAUCAAUUUCUAGAUUGUGUUAGCUUGUUGGUGUAUUUCACAAAUCUAUCAGGAUACUCCCUAGACUAUAUGAUUUAUCUGGGGUAUUCCAAAGGUUGGCACAAUGUCAGUAAGCAAAUUUGCUACAAUCUGUAGCAUCUUUAUGAAAGUGUACUCAUACAACCUAUGUUGUUACUGAGAACUAUAAGGAAUGAUUUCUUUGUUGUUGUUAAAUAUAAAAUGUAAGUAAAUUGUUUCAUGGAAUCCCCGUUCUUUAAAAAAGCAAAACUGAUGUCCUAUUUUUGGGAACAAUAUGAAUACUAUUAAUAACAUAUGGUGCUAAAGUUCUUUUUGUAUGUUUUGGUUUUUAGAUGAAAAGAGAAAUAUUAUGCUGAAAAUGUAAUGUUAAGCCUUACUGUAGAUUCAUAUAUCAGACUGUUCAUCCCAGAAGAGAAAAAUAAAUAUAGUAUUUGAAAGUGCAA
Messenger RNA from Siniperca chuatsi (mandarin fish), 7979 nucleotides. RefSeq names its product XK, Kell blood group complex subunit-related family, member 6b (gene xkr6b). Gene Ontology annotation, cellular component: plasma membrane. NCBI's taxonomy places the organism in Eukaryota, Metazoa, Chordata, Actinopteri, Centrarchiformes, Sinipercidae. Gene Ontology annotation, biological process: apoptotic process involved in development; engulfment of apoptotic cell; phosphatidylserine exposure on apoptotic cell surface. The record is from RefSeq and is a predicted model, not a curated record. Bases 396 to 2129 code for a protein of 577 amino acids. The transcript has 3 exons.